AUGCCGACGGCGGCCUUUCUACCCUCGCUCCUGCUCCUACUCGCCGACCGUUCGUACGCCACGCCGACGACCAUCAAGCUCGGCCUCGAGUGGUUCUUAAAUCCCGACCACCUGCCGCUCGUCGUGGCGCUGCGCGAGGGCUACUUUGCCGAGGCGGGCCUGGACGUCCAGCUGCUCGAGCCGGCGGACCACUGGGAGGCGGAGGAGGAGAUCCUCGCCGGUCGCCUUGACGUCGCGGUCACGGAGACUCUUCACCUGGCGCAGGACGCUGCGCGCGGCAAGCCCGUCAUCGGCUUCUCGCGUUUUCUGCACACGGACGGCGGCGUGCUCUUCCUCGGCUCGUCCAACAUCUCGCGGCCGUCGGACAUGUGCGGCCGCACGAUCUCGUACCCGGGCUCGCCGGGCAUCGGCGGGCCCGCGAUCGUGCAGACGAUGGUCGAGGCGGACGGCGGCUCUUGCGACAUUGCCUCGUACGGCAAGCACAACGGCGGAUUUUAUCACGUGAAGGCGCUGCAGGACAAGGCGGCCGCCGUGGCGACGCUGGUCUUCUACAACUUCGAGGUGAUCGAGGCGCAGCAAAUGGGGCUCAGGCCGGGCUUCUUCUCUCUCAAGGAGUGGGGCGUGCCUGACUUUUGCCAGCUCGUCCUCUUCACGACGCCGCAGCGCCUGCAGGCCCUGCGGCCGCAGCUGCGCCAGCUGGUGCUCGCGAUGCGCCGCGCCACCGGCCUGAUCAAGCGCGAGCCGGCGCGCGCCGCCAGGAUCUACGAGCAGCACGUCAAGGGCAGCGCGGCUGCCGCAGGGACGACCAACCGGAGCGCCCUCGCCAAGGUGGGCGCAGCGUUGAGCGGAGCGGCGGCGAUGGUCAACCCGGUGGCGGCGAUGCGCCGGCGAAAGGAGCGCAAGCUCGAGGCAGCGAUCUUCGACGCGACGCUCGCGGCGCUGCCCAACGACAACAGCCUCUCCGGCGCCUACUUUCAGGGCCUGAUGGCGUGGCUCGUCAAGACGGGGCAGGUCGACGCACAGGUGGGCCCCGAGCUGCUGCCCGAGGGCUACUGGACCAACGACAUUGCCCUGUGA
Emiliania huxleyi CCMP1516 is the source of this 1077-nucleotide messenger RNA. RefSeq lists its product as hypothetical. The transcript has a single exon. Gene Ontology annotation, biological process: thiamine biosynthetic process. Bases 1 to 1077 code for a protein of 358 amino acids. Lineage: Eukaryota; Haptophyta; Isochrysidales; Noelaerhabdaceae. The record is from RefSeq and is a predicted model, not a curated record.